This is a messenger RNA of Pelodiscus sinensis (Chinese soft-shelled turtle), 6335 nucleotides long. The record is from RefSeq and is a predicted model, not a curated record. NCBI's taxonomy places the organism in Eukaryota, Metazoa, Chordata, Testudines, Trionychidae.
AAGAGCACAGACCUGCCCUGGCACAGCAAUACCCGUAGACCGGUUGCCCCGUGACUCUCUGGCUCAAAUGAACUCAGUUUCUGCCUCAAAUCUCUAACCCUAUUCUUCAAUUUCCCUACCUGUAAAAUAAGGAUAGUGCUUAGGGUCCCAAUUUUGUAGGGGCAGUUCUGAUUUUUUUUUCUUCUAUAGGUGCCUACUUUACCUUCCCUCUUUCUCCUACCUCCCCCUCCCCAUUCUUUGUCACAAUUUUUCACAUUUUCUGUCUAGUCACCCUCCUAGCACUCCCCAACCCUCAGGAGCAUGAGGAGACUUCAUGCUUAUAAAGUUCUUUAAGACUCUCAAGUGGAAAGCCUUGAAUAAGUAACAUGAACGAUUAUUUUUAAGCUUUUCCAGUUUUCAUCAGCUUUUCCACCAGAGGUGCUCCUGAGCAACUUACCUAUGCUAGUUUCAGCCUUGACUGCAAAUGUAAAAGCAAUAGUGUCUGCUUUAUAAAGAACAAGAGAUUUAGUGGCAAUGCAUGCCAUCUCAUCCAAUGAGACAACUAGUGCAUAAGUAAAAAGCGAUCAGAAGCAGCAACAGGAGAAAUGGAGAUGCAGUCGUAUUACACCAAGCUCUUGGGAGAGCUCAAUGAACAGCGGAAGAGGGACUUCUUUUGUGACUGCAGCAUUAUUGUGGAAGGCAGGAUCUUCAAAGCUCACAAGAACAUUCUGUUUGCCAAUAGUGGCUACUUCAGAGCCUUAUUGAUUCAUUACAUUCAAGACAGUGGGCGACACAGCACUGCUUCUUUGGACAUUGUGACUUCAGAGGCUUUCUCCAUCAUCCUAGAUUUCCUUUAUUCAGGGAAGCUGGAUCUUUGUGGGGAAAAUGUUAUUGAAGUCAUGUCCGCAGCUAGCUACUUGCAGAUGACUGAUGUGGUCAAUUUUUGCAAAACAUACAUCAGGUCAUCGCUAGAUAUUUGCAGAAAAAUUGAGCGAGAAGCUGCCUUCUAUCAGGCUGAUAGCGGAAGCUCUAGUUCUGCCAGAGAGGGCACUUCUUAUGGUACGAAGAGCCACUGCUCUGCCUCUGUCUCUUCUCUGCAAGAAAAGGAAAGGAUUUCAGAUUGUCAGCGAGAUCCUCCCUGUGGUGAAUGCAGCAGCUGCCACCCUAUAGAAUUGGUGGUGAGAGACCCUGUAAGCAGUGACUCUCCAGAUGACCUCAAUUCUUCUCUGCCCAAAGGUGUAAUAGAACCCAAAGUAGAAUUUGACUCUGAUGAAGUGGAAGUAGAAGUGGGUGAACGACUACAGCAAUAUCCAACUCCGUUAACCCUUGAGCAGAUGGAAGAAGGACUGCACAGCGGCCAAGCCAUGGACUUGGCCUGCAAUAACUAUCAUAUGAAGCAGUUCCUGGAGGCCCUGCUACGCAACAGUGCCGCUCAAAGAAAAGACGAUGUGGUUCAUCACUUUGUUCGGGGCUUUGAGGGUAGGCCGGAAGAUGCAGGGGUGGCCAUGAGUUCUAUGAUGGACAUUCCCAGCGACUGGUAUGGUGAGGAUACAGGUGAGAGGAGUAGCGACUGUGAUGUGUUAGUAAAACGGCACAUUCGCUCUCAUACAGGCGAGAGACCCUACCCUUGUGAGACAUGUGGCAAACGCUUCACCCGGCAGGAGCACCUUCGGAGUCAUGCUCUGAGUGUGCACCGAUCAAACAAGCCAAUUAUCUGCAAGGGUUGCAGAAGAACGUUCACAAGUAGCCUAUCACAGGGAUUAAGACGCUUUGGCUUGUGCGACAGCUGCACUUGUGUAACAACUACUCACGAGGAUUCAAUGCCCAUUAACCUCAGUCUGAUGGAACCGUCAUCAGAAGGUCAAGAAAAGGGUGAUACAGACAAUGAUUGGCCUAUAUACGUGGAAUCUGGUGAAGAAAAUGAUCCAGCCGAUGACGAUGAUACCGAUGAUAAGCAGGAGAUCCACAGAAGCUUAUCAGACCGAGAGGCACUUAUGUAGCAACAAAAGGAGGGUGGGUGGAUUUAAAGUGUCUCCCCUGUGAUUGGUCAUUCUACAGCAGAAAACUUCAUAUUUAACCAGUUUUGUGGAACUGUGUAUUUUUAUUACUAAACUCCCAUUUUGAUAGAACAGGUGAGAAGAACUGGAUUUUGGAAUGUUCACUUUUUUUUGUAACUGUUUAGUGCUGUGCACUAGAAUUCUGAGGGAAUUUCUUGUCCUGGGUGAGCAGAGACUGUCUCCUGUUGUGCUUCUGUACCCUGGCUAUGUGGGAAGGAUAACACUCUUUGCAGGUGAAGAAUCCCCGUAACGAUUUGGUACUGAGUUUCCUCCCGCAAGGCUGCCAUGGUCCAUCAAACCUGGUCUGAAGGGGGCACCAUCAUCUUUCUAGAAAGAGAUGUGGAGAAAAUAAAUGUAGUUUUCAUCCUUAAUCUUGGACUUCUCUAAACUAUUUUGCAGUCUCAUCCCUGUUAAUGCUAGGAAAGUCUUAUCUGAAACUGUAAAUCCUAACUGUUUGUUUAAUCGUAAAGAUUUAGAAUAGGAUUUGACCUGAAAGCCCGAGUAAACUACCUGAAUAACAAAUAUGUUAGAGGGAAGUAUAUUCAGUAGAGAAUCUUCAAACACAUGCUUAUUCAUAUGUGUACUUAAAGAGCAAGCUUUAUUUUGGGGGCAGUUUUCAUUGCAUUUCCAUUCCUGGAGAACAACCGAGCUUGGGCUAUGACUGUCUAUCUUUAUUGCCCAUUAGACAGUAGUCCAGGCCUGAGAUCUACACAGAACACUUGUUAUGUGAUCUAGUAAAAUAGUGUGUCCAGAGUGCACCAGUUUUUGAAGCAAGACUAAGUGCAUUGCCCACCUCUUUAACCAUUUAAAGUAGAAGUUAUAGCCUAGCAGUCUAGAAAAGUGAUUUCUGUGGGAAUUCCAUUGAUAGUAGACUAAACAGCCAGAUUUACUGCUGAUCUAGCUGAAGUACAAUUCCAAAGAGAAAUCUGGGCUACGUAUAUAAAACCACCUUAGCAAACUAUUUUUGAAGUCAAGUGAGAAGCCUUGUAAAAUUAGAGACUCACUGGAUGCAAACCUUCUCUUUUCCUAAUGUGAUUUUUUUUUUAUCUUAUGUAGUCAAAUAUAGUCCUUGGUGAUUCCUGUGAUGGUUUGUACCCUUUCAUUGUCUUAUGAAUUCAUCCAGGUACUGCCUCUUGUUUAAAAUUCUAGCUUGGACCCUGCAUUUUCCUUGUUGGAUAGAUACAAAUUGGUUUCUGAAGGAACUGAGAUUAUUUAUCUGCCCAGUAUCAAAUUCCUGUACACUAUUAGCUGGGAAACUGUAAAGAGCUCUUGGGUAAGAUACUGUUAAACUUCAGACUAAAGAAGACCCAAUGUGAAAGGAUUCUGUGAAGUGGAGGUGCAUACUCUAGGUAGAUAGCACUUUCUAAUUUGUUUGUAAAUGUUUAAUGAAAAGCUUAUUGUAUUUGACUUCACUUUCUGGAUCCAGUGCUAGAACAGAGGAUUGCAGACAGAUAUCACUGACACAAGAAGAUCGUCUCACUUAAAAAAAGACAGUUUUCAAUUUUAUAUUUUUAAAGAAGACUUUACACUGAGCAAACAUAAAAUGGAACAUUUUUAUAUAAAGAGCAGCUGAUUUAACUAGUCAUUCUCUGUCCACCUAGUGCUAUUAGUUCAUAGAUUGGAUAAGAACAUUCUGCCCCAUGGGUCAGCUUCUCUAUUUGCUUCAUCCUUCAGUAAGGCAAUAAUCCUAGUGUGAUAUCACAAUCUGCUUGUACAGAAGUGAUUCUGACAUCACACAUGCAGCAUGAUGACUUCAUUGCAAGAUCAAAUUGGAAAGAAAAAUGAGGCAAGUCUCUGUUUACCUGUAAUGACUAGCAGAGUGGUGGUGGGGAAACCCAAAAGUUAGAGUUGUUUGAAAUGUCUCCCCUAAACUUGAAGUUUUAUUUAAGUGCUUUCUUUCUAGAAGAUACUGUAUUUCUUGCUGGAUUUAUUUUCUGUAAUUUAAAUUGAGGAGCACAAUGCACUACUUUAAAAAUAAGCUAUUGCAUUUGGGUUUUAGCUUAUUGCAAAACCUUUCCAAUAGUCCUUAUUUCAUAUCGUUUGUAAAUUGGAGUUGAUGUCUGACCAAUAAUGUCAUAGUUUCAUCAACAUAGGCAAUUAAUAUUUGGGCCAGAUUUUCAAAAGAACUCAGCAGCCCAUAGCAGUUUGCUUUUAGGCACCUGAUCCAGUUUCAAUUUUAGGUUCUAAACACUUUUGAAAAUCUGGCUUUUAUAGGGUAGUCUUCUAAAUCACGUAAGCGCUUCUGAAAAUCCUACCUAUAAUCCCGCAGGGCUGGUCUUUUUGAUUACUGCUCUGUUUCUGUCCAGCCACCCCAAGUUCACGAUGGUAUUCUGACAUCUGCUAAUCAGAUGAGCAAAGGACUCUGUGUAAGAACAUUUGAAAAGCAGUCCUCAUGCUUGUGACAGCUGAGGACUGAGUUCCAUAAUGAAGUUGGGGUAAGAAUGUAAAUAGUGAUUCUGAAUCUUCAUCAGCAUGGCACCUUAAUCUCUAUGGUUGUGCUACCCGAGAGGUGCCACUUCGGUGUAAAUACUAGAGGCCACUAGACUUGGAUUAUUCGUUGGAUCUGGUGCUGGGUAGUGUGUUACAAUGCACCUUUCUGGUGAUUUAGCUUAUCAGAGAAACACUGUAAAACGAUGUUAAGGCAUGUGCUAGUGAACUCUGAAAUUGUGAAGACCUUCAGAAGAGGAAAAUCAGUGCUCUUGUGAGGGUAUAUACGCAGUGGAUUUAAGAGCUGUGGGAAAUACAGCAGUGACCUUCAGCUGUUUUAAUUCAGCCUGCUUCAUUUGGUUUUAGAAAUGUUUCUUGUAUGUCUUGUACUUAGAGAAUGGAACUGUGUUAAGUUUUGUGUAAUGUGGGGGUAAGGGUUGGGGUGGGAGAGAGUUGCAUUACAGUUUGAAAGUGACCAGCAAAAUUGCAAUUUAUGUUGAUCUGUCAUGGCGUGCCACUGUGUCUGUCAAUGGGUCCUUAAUUCAGCCUCUGUGUUGAGUAGAAAAAGUUAUGCUUGAUUCAGUUUCCUGUUGACAGAUGUUUAUGUAGAUCUUGUUUGCUAGGCUUCCCACCCAAUUCCAUGAUGUUUCCUUUAAAUCUUCCAUGUAAAUCCAGCCUUUAUAAGCUUCGAGAAAGUGACACUACUGUUCUAAAUGAAUAUUCAUAUGGUGCUGAAUGAAAAUCCAAAAAAAUGUUCUUAGUAGGCUUGUUUCUAAUAUGAUCUUUUCUCUCAAAGUUUUUAAAAUUCCACAAACUACAUAUCUUAAAUUUUGAACGCUACAUAAUUUACAUUAUUUAGGAAUAUACCUCUUAAUUUAUUUGUUUGCACAUAAUUGCACUGUUUUUCACUAAAGAAAUACAUGCUGCAAUGAUAAUGGUGCAUUGAACUUGUAAAUGUUAUCUUCCAAAACUGAGUCACUUAAUUUGUUUGAAAUUUGAACAGUAAUUUUAUAGCUGAAGUCCUUUAGUUUAGUUUACCUUAAUUAACAGAUAAUCUUAUGAGCUGAGCCUUAUUUGAACAUCUGAUUUAACUACAUCAGUGGAUACUUGGUGGAGUCUGGAAUCUACUGACUUUGUGCAGAAUUAAACAUAAAGUAGUUGAUUAGAUUAAGGAAACUCCAAGUUAAGGCACUCACAUUUUUAAUUCCCAAACAUUCAAUCCAUCCACUCCUGGCAAGGGGCACUAUGCCAACAAAAAUCAAAUUAAUGGCAAGGAAAGAGCACCCUUUUAAUAUCAACUUUAAAAUCUAGUCAAUUUAAAACAAAGGAUUGUCAGGUACUACUCCUGAUUCUUCAGAAUACCUUUUAUGCUUUUUACAAUCAUAGUCUCAUUUUCAAUUUUUUUAAAUUACUUUUCUUUCCCUGGUUGUUGGGAAGGGAGAGAGGUUGGAGGAUCCUGCACAACUUUCUAAGGAAACAGUGUAACUGUAUUGUCAAAUGCACAUAAUCAACUGAACAAAAAUCCUCAUGAUCUCUUUCUUGAUAACCUCUUGGAUGUUCCUUGUAACAAUAAUAGGUUUUUAAAAUCCAGAUCAAGUAAGAUUGUUUAAAAGUGUUUACUGUUACCUGUGUUACUUUGUAACCCCUUUAAGUGCAAAUUUAAGAAACCCAGAGGGGGGUCCAUGAAAUUUUAAUAGAUUGAAAAGGGAUCCAUAUGCUCAAAAAGGUUGGGAACCACUGAUAGAGGCAUUAUUGUAUCUUUUGUCAUAUCUAUCCCUUUCCUAAUGACUCCUCAUGUUUGGUGUCAAGUAUCAGAGGGGUAGCCGUGUUAGUCUGAAUCUGCAAAAGCGGUGCCACAGGACUCCUCGCCGC